Molecule: messenger RNA, 2699 nt
Organism: Danio aesculapii
Lineage: Eukaryota; Metazoa; Chordata; Actinopteri; Cypriniformes; Danionidae
Gene: ankrd40
Product: ankyrin repeat domain 40
Exons: 5
Coding region: 292-1470 (392 amino acids)
Molecular function (GO): protein binding
Source: RefSeq, a predicted model, not a curated record
ACCAAACAUUGCCCCCAACAUGGGAGGUGCAGCAGCGGAUACGAGGGGAUUGCAGUAGUCGGCAAAAGACGAUUUGAACACAACCCGGUCUACUACAGUCCUUCACUUUGAUCUGAUUUCAUUAUUAAUACGUCGAAACGCACCCUCACCGCCGCUCGGUCGAAAAUCACCCACAGCGGGCAACUGUUUAAUCCACGGCGGAGCAAGUUGACGGUCCAUUUUUUUGCUUUCCGUCUCAAAAGCACAGUGUGUCAGUUCGUAUGAAGAUUUAUUUGCAGACAGACUUGAAUAAUGUCAACGACAUCGCUGGAUAAAGAGCUGCAGGAGCGUCUGAGAGAGGCCAGUGCCAUCGGAGACAUUGACGAGGUGAAGACUUUGGUGGAAAGCGGAGUCAACGUCAACUCUCAGAAUGAGAUUAACGGAUGGACGUGUCUGCAUUGGGCCUGCAAAAGAAACCACAAACAGAUAGUGGCCUAUCUGCUGAACAACGGAGCAGACAAAGACAUCCUCACAGCGAAAGAGGAGCUGGCCGUCCAACUCACCUCCAAACCUGAAAUCAGAAGACUACUUGGAGUGGAAGAAGAAGACGAGCCUGAGGUGAAGGAACCAGAGCUGCCAAUCAUUCCCAACUAUCUUUCCAACCCACCCUUCCUGUACAGCAAGAUGAACAAAGACAACCUGAGUAUAGCACAGCAAAACGGCACCAACAGCACUCAUCCAGAGCCCCUGGAGUCUGAACCGGCCACUCUCUCGCCAACACAAGAACAGCAGCUUCCAGCGCCUCCACAUCAGCAGCCCAAGAGCCUUUACACAGACAGCCAGAGCCAGCAGGAGCUGACCUUCGUCCCCGGCGUGGAGCAGAACGGCAUUGUGCCGAGCCCCGUGGUGAACGGCGGCCUGCCCAUGGAGCUCUCGUCAGAGACUCAUCACACUAACCACUGCGAGUUCACACACGCUCAUCCCAUAGCGCAGAACGGCCCUGUGUGUCCCAGCGCAAGCACCAGCCAGCCUCCGCAGCUCCCCGGCGCCACCAUCAGCCGGCAGCAGUCCAUUCCGCCGCAGAUCAACUGCUCCCAGAUCAGCGGCUCCAUGCCUGCCUUCCAGCCCUUCUUUUUCACCAGCACUUUUCCUGUUAACGUACAAGAGCUCGUCCUGAAGGUGCGCAUCCAGAACACAAACGUCAGAGAGAAUGACUUCAUCGAGGUGGAGCUGGACCGGCAGGAGCUGACGUACCGCGCUCUGCUCCGCGUCUGCUGCCGGGAGCUGGACAUCAGCGCGGAGCACGUGGAGAAGAUCCGAAAGCUGCCCAACACUAUGCUCAGAAAGGAUAAAGAUGUGGCACGGCUACAGGAUUUCCAAGAGCUGGAGGUGGUGCUGGAGAAAACCGAAGGCUUGUCGCUGUUCUCUGGUCAGGGCGGUCUCACCGACAGGCCCUGUUACAACAUGAAGGCCUCCAGACUCACCUACUAGCUUCCCAAUCAAAGACUCGCCGUGAAUCUGGGACCUGCUGCCUGAACUCCCAGACACGUUUCAGAUCCCAAAAUAUGGGUUGGUAAACGGUUCAGAAAAACAUGUUAGCCUUAUUCCUCCUCUCCAUUAUUAACAGAUGCAUCCUUAGUGCCUCUCCUUCUCCAUCGUAUAACCAUAGAUGGCUUGUUUUUAUAGGCUUUAACUUGAUCUAGGGUGGACGGGAUUUGCUCAAGGCUUCAAUUUGAAUAUUUAAAUCCAUUCAGCUGACGAUUGGACUUGAAAAUGCACCACUUUUGCAUACUGUCAGGCUCCACUGCCUCAUAUAAGGUCACUGUGUCGAACAAAUGUACAGCGUCCCAUCUCAACAGGCACUAAACUCUUGUUUAUUGGUUGCAUUGAGUGGCCACGUUGAUAUCAUACCAAAUCAUAUCAUAUCAAUGCGUUGAAUUAUUCAGUUUUUGCCAGACAACUCUGUGCACUUUACCAAAACCUUGCGAUUUAUUGAAGGCGCGUCCGUUUUAUUAGACCUCCUUUUAAUUUCAGAACUGUAUUUGAAUGCUGUUCAAUCACUAUAAGCCAAAUAACUCAUAAUUAGCAUGGACUGUUUGGAGUCUCAUUGGUUUGUAUGAAGGCAGAAAUGUCCCGUUUCUCUAUGUAGCAAGAGAUUUCUUCGUUUUCCCCUUUGUAGGAGCUGAAUUGGAGAUAAAUAAUAGGAUAGUUAACCACUGAGAGCUUCCAGAGAGAAUCAUUCUGGGUUUUACAAUGCUUGGUUCUCCUGUAUUUGAGGAACAGGAUCUGUGUUUGAGGUAUAGAGGUAAUAGUAGUGCCAUUUUACUAAACUCUUUGCUGCAUUGUUCGCGUAUGAGCAUAAAUUAAUAACGGGGAAUGCUUGAGGUUAGGUUUAGAAGCGGUGCAUUGUUGAAACUCUACAUUAGAUUCUGUCUUGAUAGACAUUUUGUUACUGUAAGAAUUUCUGACGAUUUGUCUUACGGAUUGGUUUUAGUUUUUCUUGACUUGUCUUAACUGAACAUUAAACAUUUGUUAACAAUAUGCUACUACUAUUGUUUAGAUGUAACGUAAGCCCCUUGAAAAGACGUUGAUAAAUUAUUGGCAUAGGGUUUUUUAUGUGCAAUUUUUUUUUAGUAUUCUAUAAUACUAGAAGCUGAGGAUUAAAAAGAAGUAUUGUACACUUCGGUUGAAAUAAAACAAUCUCAUUUUCUGUUCUUUCA